CGACUUAUUUUGUAAAACAAAUAGUACUUGAUAUAACUUAAAAACAACUUGAUAAACAAUGGAGGACCAGAAGCCGAUCUCUGUAAAGAUGGAGUACGAUUCCAUUCUAGUUGGGGAUGAAGACGCCGUGUCCCGGAAUCGUGGUGGAAUCGAGAGGAUGAAACGUGCCGACUUGAUCGCUGAGCUUCGCAGGGAGCAGAUGCGGACGCAGUCCAUGGUCAAGCGCAAGGACGAGCUGAAGGCCGCCUUGCUGCAGUGCAACAAGCGGAUGACCGACACCAAGCGCUCUGCGGAGGAGCUGGAGCGAAGGAUCCAGUUGCUUAUGUGCCACAACCGGGAACUGGCCAGCGAGAAGGAUGGUCUGGCCACCGAGAGGGAUGGACUGCUGCGGCAGCUUCAAGAGGAGUUAACCAAAUGCGAGGCUCUGCGCCAGCAAGUCCUGGAGCAGGACCUGUCGAAGAAUACCAUCGUAGAGAGUAUCCUUCAGGAGAACGCUGCACAAACUGCUAACUUACGCACGGAGAUCAGUGACCUCUCCGACCAGCGGGACCUUUUCCACGAGAAACUGCACGAGGUGGGGGGCAAACUUUGCUCGGUGGAGGAGAAGCUGGAGAGGAUCCAGGAUGAGAACAACUGUUCGAUAUGUCUCACGCCCUGGGAAGCAGAGGGCUCCCAUCGCAUGGUGUCCCUGAAGUGCGGCCACCUCUUCGGGGACAGCUGCAUCCGGCAGCACUUAAGUCGCGUGGGCGACUGCCCCUACUGCAAGCAGCCAGUUCAGUGUCGGGAUAUCCGCUACAUCUUCGGGUGUCAGACCUUGCGGCCUGCCCAUCCUGCUCGUCCAGGUGAGGCUGCUCAUCAAGAACAGGAUGCUCGUCAGGCACAGGCUGCUCAUCAAUGCGGAACUGUUCCAGCACAUGCUGCUCCUUCAGGUCAGGCUGCUUACCAACCUCGGAAUGCUCAUCAAGCUCAGGCACAAACUCCUGAACAAGCACUGGCCGCUGAUCAAGCACAGGCUGUUCGUCAAGCCCAAGCUGCUAUAGCACAGGCCGCCCAUCAAGCAGCGGCUGCUGAACAAUAUAGUGGUGCUCUUCAAGCUCCGGCUGCCCUUCCACCACAACGUUAUCCUCAAGCCCAUGCUUACCCUCCUCCACAUUGUGUUCGACGUGAUCGUCAAGCCCAGGCUAACCCUCCUUCAGCCUUCGUCCGGAUUCGUCCACCUGAGCCUCAAGCCCAUUCUUCACGACAUCGUGAGCCUCAAGCCCAUUCCUCACGACAUCAUUGAGGCUCAGCAUGCUGUUAACCUUGCCGAUCCUGGCUCACUGUCUUACCAUUAUCGCUACUACGAUCGGCCAUCCGAGAGGGAACACCGUAAUCAUGAUCAUCAUUGAAUCAUUUGAAGUUGCGGCCUUAUCAAAUAAACAUAUCCUUUUUAAUACAAAUGUAUACUUCUGAUUAACAAUCAAAAACUUUAGUUUGAA
Messenger RNA from Drosophila suzukii, 1478 nucleotides. Its product is annotated as RUN and FYVE domain-containing protein 2. The record is from RefSeq and is a predicted model, not a curated record. Gene Ontology annotation, biological process: interstrand cross-link repair; protein ubiquitination. Gene Ontology annotation, cellular component: nucleus. Gene Ontology annotation, molecular function: ubiquitin-protein transferase activity. NCBI's taxonomy places the organism in Eukaryota, Metazoa, Arthropoda, Insecta, Diptera, Drosophilidae.